Molecule: messenger RNA, 1792 nt
Organism: Carassius carassius (crucian carp)
Lineage: Eukaryota; Metazoa; Chordata; Actinopteri; Cypriniformes; Cyprinidae
Product: claudin-12-like
Exons: 3
Coding region: 178-1203 (341 amino acids)
Cellular component (GO): plasma membrane
Source: RefSeq, a predicted model, not a curated record
ACAAGGCACCCGCCUCAGUGAGUUUGUGCGCGCUCCCGAAGAGUCCCAAAACAGAAACACUACACGAAGAAAAAGGACAGAAGAUCACCAAUUGCGUGAUAAAAUGAGUUAUAUCGCCAAAGGAGUCGUUUAAAGCUCACUAUUAAUCAGGUUCCAGUUUUUUUCCUUCCUCCAGCCAUGUCUUGUCGUGACGUUCACGCCACCAAUGCUUUCGCCUUCAUCAUCGCGAUGCUGUCAGUGGGUGGUCUGACCGUCGCCAUGCUCAUUCCCCAGUGGAGAACCACCCGCCUGCUCACCUUUAACCGCAAUGCUAAAAACGUGACCGUGUACGAUGGCCUGUGGACAAAGUGUGUGCUGCGAGAUGGUUCUUCAGGUUGCUAUUACUUUGAUGCAGACUGGUAUGCGAAAGUAGACCAGUUGGACCUCAGAUUACUGCAGUUCUGUUUACCUGCAGGUCUGCUGUUUUCCAGCUUGGCUCUUCUGCUUUGCCUCACUGGCAUGUGUAAAACUGCUUGCUGCUCCAAAACUCCUGAUGACAUCAAGAACUCCCGCUGCUUGGUCAACAGCUCAGGCUGCCAUCUAGUGGCUGGGAUGCUUCUGUUUCUAGGCGGGGCAAUUGCCAUGCCGCCCUCUGUCUGGUUCCUGUUCCACACGCGUAAGCUUAAUGAGCGCUACGAUAAUCUGUUUGCUGUUGAGUUUGGGGUGUAUGUGGCCAUUGGCAGUGCUGGUGGUCUAAUCCUAGCCGCUCUGCUGAUGCUCAUGUGGUAUUGCAUGUGUAAGAAACUGCCUUCACCCUUCUGGCUACCUCUACCUGAAGUUCCUGCAAUGACCAACAGUCUCUCCGCACAGCCCCUCAUGGCCAAUGGCUUGCCUUCUCCCAUGACGUAUGCGCCCCAGAGCUUCCCUCCGGCUGUUCUAGAUGCCCCCACUUUUUUCCCAGCACAGGGUUACCCUCAGCCUGCACUUACACAGCCUAUGCUCCCCCAUGUCUACAUGCCACAGAUGUCCAUACCUGAUGGUUACGGUUUAGAACUUGGAGCCUCACAGGAAUAUAGUUACGCUCCCUCUCAAAGCUAUGCACCUUCUCAGGGAUAUGCCCCAUCUCAAAGCUACGCCCCCUCACAGAGGUAUACUGGGCACCGCUAUUCCACACGCUCCCGUAUGUCCGGCAUUGAGAUUGACAUUCCUGUCCUUACAGACUGACAGUGAGUUAGUUGUUUCAAAUCAAACAGGUAAAACUGGUGUUCUCUUCCUAUAAAUUAGUAAUGGUAAAUUAGCUGUGGCAGUGAAUUUGAAGGGAACAAAAUAAAGUGAAACUGAAAGAAAUGCCUUUUAUUCAAUUGAUGUAGCAGGUGCCUCUUAAUAAUAGCACUGAAAAUGGCCAUACAACUUAAAAAUGAUCAUCAAACCAAUAACACAGGUGCAAUUAGAAAGUUGUGUGCCUCUCUCAAUGAGCUUUAUUCAUAAAACACAAGCAGUACACAUUUCUGUGUAAACUGUUCAUAAUUUCACUGAAUAUGUUGCAUUGCAUUGAAUUCAGUGUGACAGGUUUACGUAUUAUGUACACAGAAAUUCAUUCCGUUCACGUUUCAGGACCAUAUGUCUUUUUUCUGCUUUUAAACCUCAACAGUAACACUGAACUUAAUGUUGAUGUUAAGCACUGUUUUAACCUGUUAGUGAAUAUGCCUGCUAAUAUCUAAAUGUGAUUAGUAAAUGCUAAAAAGAGACGCAACCUACACAGUUUUAUGACUGAUUACACUAUUCCUACUGUCAAUGCAUGAAGUUUCAUAUU